Messenger RNA from Prorocentrum cordatum, 495 nucleotides. The record is from the annotation of a GenBank genome assembly. NCBI's taxonomy places the organism in Eukaryota, Dinophyceae, Prorocentrales, Prorocentraceae.
AUGGCGGACGCGCGCAGCGGCGCGGACGCGCUGGGCGAGUGCAGGGACUUCACGGACGCCAAGAACCAGGCGUUGGGCGCGGCCGAGCAGGAGGGCGAGCAGGAGGGGCCGGCGGCCGCCGUGGACGAGGAGAGGCGGAGAAGCCCGCCGGCCAGCAGCAGGCCCUGUCCUCCAGCCGCGGCGCAGCCGCCGGACCAGCUCGCUCCGGAACUGCGGCCGCAGCCCGGCGACGAGCGGGGCGAGGCGCCCGCGGGCGCGGAGGCCCCGCGGGGCAGCGCCAGCUUGGUCCACGCCUCCGCCGCCGCGCUGCGCGCCGUCGGGGAUGAGCGAGGACGCGGAGAUGGAGGGCCGGGAGGCCGUGGAGGACGCCACCGGCCGCCGCUGCAGGCCGGAGGCGGAGGUGCAGCAGCUCUGGGGGCAGAUCGAGAGGUGCGCGGCCCCGCUGGCGGCGGCGCUGUGCGAGCAGCUGCGCAUCCCGGAGGGGGCCGACGCUGA